GAAGAUCCACAGGCAGGCGGGCAAUGAUGCUGACAUUUGUGCAACUGUCUGAUCUAUUUAAACCUGCUGUCACUCAUACUGCUGAUAUGUCCCCUUAGUUUUCCCCAACCCUUACCGCGACAUGACCUCUUCACGACCAAAACUCCACGUCAUCAUCAUCGGCGCUGGGAUCAGCGGGCUGGUGCUGGCGCAGUGUCUACGGAAACAGGGGAUUUCGUUUGAGAUCUUUGAGCGGGAUGAGGGUCCUGCGGUGAGGAAGGGGGGGUAUUGUCUUGGUUUGCAUGAUCCAGAAAACCUCUUUGUCAAGUAUCUACCUGACGAUCUCCCUUCAGUGUGGUCGACGUGUCACUUGCUCCCGCUUGAUCUCCCUUCUCAGCUGAUGACCUACCUGCCGAAUGGGAUUGCGUUUAGGGUUCAGGAUGGGGAGGAGACGCCGUGUGUAAGGGUUAGUCGGGCGAAGCUGAGGGAGAUGUUGGGGAGGCAUCUGGAGAUUAGGUGGGGGAGGAAGGCGGUGGGAGUGUGGGAGGAGGGGGAGGGGGUGGUUGUGAGGUUUGAGAGUGAGGAGGUGGUAAGGGGGGGGUUGGUGGUGGGGUGCGAUGGGAUUUUUAGUGGUGUGAGGAAGUGCAUCCCUAAAGGUCUCGAUUGUAUCCAGCUACAACAAUUUCCCGCUGCGGUGGUGGCUGGGGAUGUGGUGCUUGAGGGGGAGGAAGUGAAGCGACAGUUGAGGAAUGGGCACUCGGCUUAUGUUUCUGUUGGGAAGGAGUGGGGGUUGUUUGUUGGGUUGAAUAAGCUGGUAAAUGUCAAGGAUGAUGAAGAGGGGGAUGUGGAGGGGAUGAAGGCGGAGUAUUACUGGAUUUUGAGUCGGUUUGACAAGGAUGUAGCCGAUGAGAAGCAUUGGACGAAGACAAUGACCGAUGAGGAGAAGCUGGCGAUGGCAAAGGAAAAGAUAAAGGAGAUGAGGGAGGAGUUUAGGGUUGUUGUCGAAAAGACAACUGUGGAAGGGCUGAAGAGUUCUUCUUGGUCCAUGUGGUAUUCUGCUGUGCAGGGCGCAGAAGACCUCAGAACAUCGAGGGUUGUACUGAUAGGGGAUGCAGCUCAUCCUAUGACACCCGCGCGCGGAGAGGGCGCCGUCGUAGCGAUACGCGACGCAGUACAACUCAGCAAGGUUCUGGGAACAAUUGACACCUCAGAUGAGGCAUCCCUCAAGUCGACUCUGCAAGACUUUCAGCAAGAUGUCCUUACAAAGGGCUUCGAGGCGAUCCGAGGUGCUCGGGAAGCUUUUGAGGGUGUCUUUCAGAACAGGACACCGAUGGCUUGGGGGUGGGAGAUGGCACCCAUUCGACAGGUCCCGCCUCUCCCUCCGUUGAAACUAAAGAUGGCUUUUUGA
Messenger RNA from Podospora pseudopauciseta, 1387 nucleotides. RefSeq lists its product as uncharacterized. Gene Ontology annotation, molecular function: FAD binding. The record is from RefSeq and is a predicted model, not a curated record. Lineage: Eukaryota; Fungi; Ascomycota; Sordariomycetes; Sordariales; Podosporaceae. The coding region runs from base 122 to 1387 and encodes 421 amino acids. The transcript has 5 exons.